Molecule: messenger RNA, 1089 nt
Organism: Sphaerulina musiva SO2202
Lineage: Eukaryota; Fungi; Ascomycota; Dothideomycetes; Mycosphaerellales; Mycosphaerellaceae
Exons: 3
Coding region: 1-1089 (362 amino acids)
Source: RefSeq, a predicted model, not a curated record
AUGGCCGACAGCGCAGUGCCAACUUGGGAAUUCAGCACAGCUAUCACGCAGGACAGUCAUGGAGCGUAUCUUAUGGUUGUAAGCAUACUUGGCCUCGUUGCCAGUGUACUUGUGCUGGGCAACCGCUUGAUCAUCAGGUGGCCUUGGAGUGAGCUGCUAGGCAAUGAUGACUGGGUAACAGCAGUCGCGCAGAGCGCAAUCCUCCUCGGUGCUGUCAGGGAAGGGCUCGGCGAGAGAUCAGACUUGAUCGGGGGAAAGGUUGUCGUGGUUCAAAAGCUCAUAUACACCAGCAGCAUUCUGUUCGUCCUAGCACUCUGCUUGGGCAAGCUGGCAGUUGCCUGCCUGUUGAGUCGACUGUCGCCACGACGCGCUGCUACUGCUAUCACUUGCGCUAUCUUGCUAUAUGGACUUGCUGGGAUUCUCACAAUUGCACUCUGCCAAGAUAUCUCACAGCCCUGGAUGGUCACAGCCGCGUCAUCUAGGUCAACGUUAGCAAGAUGGGCAGCCGUGGAGGCGAUGGGCAUGGCACUAGACACCGUCUUGAUCGCAUACUCAGCCUCUCUGGUUGGUGAUCUGAACAUCAGAAGAAGCACCAGGUUCUCGGUCUUCCUCGGGUUUGCGUUGCGAUUCCCCGUAAUCAUCUUUGCGGCACUCCGUCUGGCAGCUAUGGCGACCAUCGACUACCAGGACAUCACCUUCUCGUGUGUCAACACCGAGGUCUAUGGCCAAGUGGAGAUGCACUACAACCUCGUCGCUGCCACGAUACCGUGCCUUCGCAUCUUUCUCAAAGGCUGGAAUACCAGCUUCAACAGCACGUCAUUGAAGGGGAUCGAUCCUGAAGCGUAUACAGUACAUUCUUCACUCUCUCCUGCUCGAACACCCCGACCCUCCAAGCACUCCCGACCAUCGCAGAGCAACAGACUGUCGUGGCGGAGCAGGCGGGCUGACAUGGAUGAGAUCUUCGAUGGCAUCACGCACAAGACGGAGUCUACCAUCUCCUCUGACCGACACGCAAUUCAUCGUCAGACCUGCGAUGGGUCGAAGCAUCCAAUCACUGUACAUCACUCUAUUGAUAUCGAGAUAAAGUGA